AUGCUUCAAUCCUAUACACGAAUACCUAUAAGACGGCCUGUGAAUCCAUCUACAUUGAUACGAGCUCUAAACCAAUGUUAUCCUUAUUCCACUUCAAAUAGUUACAAUCAUAUUAUACCACCUCCUCCUACACUGAAACCAUUUCCCAAGGCAUAUAAUCCAGAACUAGUAGAGCAAAAAUGGUAUGACUGGUGGCUUCAAACUCGAGCAUUCGAACCUGAAUUCACCGCAGACGGUAAAAUAAAACCAGAAGGAUUAUUUUGUAUUCCUGCUCCUCCACCAAAUAUAACUGGUGCGUUACAUAUUGGCCAUGCUUUAACUAUAUCUAUACAAGAUUCAUUAGUACGGUAUUAUCGAAUGAAAGGCAAGACUGUCCUGUUUUUGCCCGGAUUUGAUCAUGCUGGUAUCGCUACACAAUCUGUUGUUGAGAAGCAAAUUUGGAGACAAGAGAGGAAAACUAAGUAUGAUUACGGUAGAGAGGAAUUUGUUAAAAAGGUUUGGGAUUGGAAGGAAAUUUAUCAUGAAAAGAUAAAGAAUCAAGUGAAGCAAUUAGGUGCUUCUUAUGAUUGGAUUAGAGAAGCAUUCACCUUGGAUCCAAAGUUAUCAAGUGCAGUUGUGGAAGCUUUCGUAAGGUUACAUGAUGAAGGUGUUAUAUACCGUGCAUUGAGGUUAGUCAAUUGGUCUACUAAAUUGAGUACAACAAUUUCAAAUCUAGAAGUGGAUAACAGGAUAAUUCCUGGAAGAACGUUAAUUCCUGUUCCUGGAUAUGAAAAAAAAAUUGAAUUUGGUGUCCUGACAUAUUUUGCCUACCGUGUAGCAGGGAGUAAUAAUGGCGAACAACUGAUUGUAGCUACAACAAGACCUGAAACAAUACAUGGUGAUACUGCAGUAGCAAUUCAUCCAGAUGAUCCUCGCUAUAUACACUUGCAUGGUAAAUCCGUUCAACAUCCUUUCUUAGAUAAAAAAUUACCUAUUAUAUUGGACGAUAAAAUUGUUGACAUGGGAUUUGGCACAGGUGCUGUGAAAAUUACACCUGGCCAUGAUUUCAAUGAUUAUGAAGUUUCUACUCGCCACGAUAUCGAUGUAGUAAAUAUUUUAACUGAAGAUGGGAAAUUAAAUUCUAAUUGUGGUCCCAAAUGGGCUGGCAUGAAGAGAUUUGACGCCAGAGAAAAAAUAAUUGAAGAUUUGAAAGAACUAGGAUUAUUUAUCAAACAAGAAGGACAUGAAAUGACCAUUCCAAUAUGUUCAAGAUCUGGGGAUAUCAUCGAACCUAUGUUGAAGCCCCAAUGGUGGGUUUCUCAAAAACAAUUGGCUAAAGAUGCAAUGGAUGUUAUUAAAAAAGGUGAGAUUAAAAUGUGGUCGAACCGAACCAAAUCAGAAUAUCUUCGCUGGUUAGAAAAUAUUCACGAUUGGUGUAUUUCAAGACAAUUAUGGUGGGGACAUCGAUGCCCUGUUUAUUUUGUGAAUAUAGAAAAUAAAGAUAAUUCAAGAGAAGAUGGUAAUUAUUGGAUCGCUGGUAGAUCACAUGAUGAAGCUUUAAUUAAGGCAAAGAAGAAAUUUCCCAGUGAAAAAUUCACGCUGGAACAAGAUGAAGAUGUAUUGGAUACAUGGUUUUCUUCUGCAUUAUGGCCAUUUUCGACUUUGGGCUGGCCUCAAAAGACGAAAGAUAUGGAACAAUUUUAUCCUUUCUCUAUAUUAGAAACAGGUUGGGAUAUUUUAUUCUUUUGGGUAACUCGUAUGAUAUUACUAGGUAUUAAAUUAACAGGAUCUGUGCCUUUCAAAGAAGUUUAUUGUCAUUCGUUGAUACGUGAUAGCCAAGGGCGUAAAAUGUCAAAAUCAUUGGGUAACGUCAUUGAUCCCCUAGAUAUUAUUCAUGGUGUAACGCUAAAGGAAUUGAAUGCCAAAACUGUAAAUAGUAAUUUAUCAGAAAAGGAAGUGAAGCGUGUCAUAAGAGAACAACAAAAGAUAUAUUCACGUGGUAUACCACAAUGUGGUACAGAUGCCUUAAGGUUUACACUUUGUGCGUAUACUACUGGGGCUAGGGAUAUCAAUCUUGAUCUGUUGAGAGUAGAAGGUUAUAGGAGAUUUUGUAACAAAAUAUACCAAGCUACUAAUUUCGCUAUAUCAAGAUUAAAUAAUAAUUAUAUCCCCAAAUUGAACAAUAAAAACCUGACGGAAUGUCACCGAUUAGUUGAAAAAUGGAGUUUAUAUCAAAUGAAUAAUUGUGCGAAAGUCAUGAACGAAAGUUUUGAAGAAAGAAAUUUUCUCACAGGCACCACUGCUAUUUACCAAUAUUGGUAUAUGAUUUGUGAUGUGUAUAUUGAAUACUUCAAAUCGUUACAUCAUACAAACGAUGCUAUAAAGAUGGAUUUAGCUAAGGAUGUGCUAUAUGAAUUGAUAAAGAAUGGAUUAAAGAUGAUUCAUCCAUUUAUGCCUUACAUUUCUGAGGAAUUGUGGCAAAGAAUUACAAGAAAUGGGGAAUUUGAAAAAUGUGUUACAAUUACGAAGGCAUCGUACCCAAUAUACGACCCAACGAUAGCAAAUUAUUUUGCAGACGCACAAAUAUAUGAUGUGAUAUUAAAUACUACAAAAGCUAUUCGUUCACUAUUAUCUGAAUAUAAUAUUAUUAAAAAUGGUCAAAUCUAUAUUAGUGUUCAAGACGAUGAUGAGACUACUUCUGCCUUCGUCAUGGAGAAGGAAGCGUUGGUUUCUAUGAUAAAGGGCCUCUCUGAUAUAGCGAUACUUUCAAAUAGUUCAGAAAAUAUCGUUUUGAAUGAUUGUGUUAUGAAGUCAGUCAAUGAUAAAGUAAAGAUAUACUUAUUGGUGAAGGGACAGUACGAAGAUAUUAGAAAAGAAAUCGAGAAAAAUCAAAAGAAACUGAAAAAAUUGGAAGGGAUAAAAGAAAACCUUAAGAGAACCUUAUCGAACUCUGAGUUUCUGAAAAAAGCCACAAUGGAAGUACAAAGAAUCAAUAAAGAAAAGUUGACUAAUAUUCAAGGUCAAAUACUUGGCCUACAAACAACUGUAAAUAAUUUAAAAAGGUUCCAAGACGAUAGAUAA
This is a messenger RNA of Naumovozyma dairenensis CBS 421, 3060 nucleotides long. RefSeq names its product valine--tRNA ligase (gene VAS1). Lineage: Eukaryota; Fungi; Ascomycota; Saccharomycetes; Saccharomycetales; Saccharomycetaceae. The record is from RefSeq and is a predicted model, not a curated record. The transcript has a single exon. Gene Ontology annotation, molecular function: ATP binding; aminoacyl-tRNA deacylase activity; valine-tRNA ligase activity. Gene Ontology annotation, cellular component: cytoplasm; cytosol. The coding region runs from base 1 to 3060 and encodes 1019 amino acids. Gene Ontology annotation, biological process: valyl-tRNA aminoacylation.